CGUGGCCUGGUGAAAAGAUGGCAACAAUUGGAGCAGAUCGAGAGGAACAUUUCAAGCAAGCGCGUGUUCCACGCCAACGCAAAGACUUCAACCUGGCCGGAAGCGGAAGUGUCAAACCCUACGGCAACAACAACAAUAACAACAACAACCUUUAUAAGACUGAGCAACGGCCGUCCAAAAAGGCAGCACAAAAAAUGGCAUCUACUGGCGAAAUUUGGCUGCAAUGGUUCUCAUGCUGUUUCCAGCAGCAGCGCUCUCCUUCUCGCCGACCCCAUCAGCGCCUGCGAAUCGAUCGCUCCAUGAUCGGGAAUCCUACGAAUUUCGUGCACACCGGACACAUUGGAUCUGCCGAUGUGGAACUGUCCGCCAAUCGUCUGAACGCGAUCUCAACUCAAAUGCAGAGCAAGGGCGGCUAUGAGACAAACUCGAUACAUUCGCUGCACGCCUGCUGAUGGAAAACCACCACAACCAACGGCUAUUAAAAGCAUUUUGUGCAAUUUUCUUCGAAACAACAACCGAAGGCGAAGAAGAAGAAAAAUAUAAUAACUAUAACAGAAACACAGCAAUCUUGUAUUUAAAUAAUUCUUUGUUAAACGCGAGCGUGUUAUCAGACAGCGAUGGUGACUAAUCGAAGGAGAAAAUGGAGGAACCAACUGCGUGGUUACUGACAUCAAAAAUAGGUUCCACACGCCAAGAGCAACAAGAAGUCGAAUAAGAAGCAUGUGGAAUAUGAGAACUGACAAUGGACUCCAUAAUGUACCAGCUACUAUUUACAUAAAGAUCAGACGUAUUAGCUAUAAGUCGGAACUCUAAACCGAGAACUGUGUAGACAUAAGAACUGUGUAAGCCCUUUUUGUGAGUAUUAUGUAGAUGAAAAAUCACAAAAAAUGCAAACUUUUAGUCUAAAAACAGUUCAGAGUCCGUAUAAGGUUGGUUUUUUUUUUCGGUAAUACAUAUUGUACUUAAUGCCAAAACCAGAUCAGUUAAGAUCAUUGUGCAGUUUUUUUUUCCUAUAGAGCAUGCGACAUGCAACAAAAUAUGAAUAAAUAUAAAAUCAUUUUCCAUUGUAAAACCCAGAGAACACAACUGCCUUAUUUCGAAUUGCGUAAUGCCACACUGAUCGAGAUGGUAGAUAUCUAUAUAUAUAUAUAUAUAUGUAUAUGAUGUAUAUGUAUGAUUAAUAGCUAUCUGUAGUAUAUAUCAACUGUUGUGCUCGUUGACUAAGCAAAAAGCAAUUUUACAGAGCUGAUUUAGCAUUUAUAUAAUGUUCAAACUUUACA
Drosophila navojoa is the source of this 1280-nucleotide messenger RNA. It is a transcript of the gene Spec2, whose product is annotated as CDC42 small effector protein Spec2. NCBI's taxonomy places the organism in Eukaryota, Metazoa, Arthropoda, Insecta, Diptera, Drosophilidae. Gene Ontology annotation, biological process: regulation of Rho protein signal transduction. Gene Ontology annotation, molecular function: small GTPase binding. Gene Ontology annotation, cellular component: plasma membrane. The record is from RefSeq and is a predicted model, not a curated record.